AUGGCUAACGAGAAUUUUACCAUGGUUACUGAGUUUAUCCUUUUGGGACUGACAGACUGUUUUGAACUGAAAGUGGUCCUCUUUGUGUUGUUUCUACUGAUCUAUGUCACUUCAUUAGUGGGGAAUCUGGGAAUGCUCUUUCUAAUCCAAAUCACUCCCAAGCUCCACAUACCUAUGUACCAUUUCCUCAGCUGUCUAUCAUUUGUAGAUGCAUGCUACUCAUCAGUCUUUGCACCCAAGAUGCUGAUGAACUUCUUUGUUGAACCAGAAAAAAUUUCAUUUUCUGCAUGCAUUGUCCAAUAUUUUUUAUUUGUGUCACUCUUAACCACAGAGGGCUUCUUGCUGGCAGCAAUGGCUUAUGACCGCUACGUGGCCAUUGUAAAUCCUCUACUUUAUGCAAUGGCCGUCACUAAAAUAGUGUGUGUUGUUUUGGUCGUAGGAUCAUGUAUGGGAGGUUUAAUUAACUCGUUAGUACACACGAUUUUCCUGGUGAAGCUCUCUUUCUGUGGGCCAAAUGUCAUCAGGCACUUCUUCUGUGACCUUCCACCCCUGCUGAAGCUGUCAUGCUCAGAUACAUCUCUGAAUGAGUUGCUGCUUUUAGUCUUCUCCGGUGUGAUCUCCAUGAUCACUUUUUUGACUGUGAUUGUCUCCUACAUCUUCAUUGUUGCUGCCAUCCUGAGGAUUCGUUCAGCGGCUGGUAGACACAAAGCCUUCUCCACCUGUGCCUCACAUCUGAUGACCGUGACUUUAUUCUAUGGCUCUAUAAGCUUUAGUUACAUUCAACCAAGCUCCCAAUAUUCUUUAGAACAAGAAAAAGUGGUAUCUGUGUUUUAUACCCUGGUGAUUCCCAUGUUAAAUCCAUUGAUCUACAGCCUAAGGAACAAGGAAGUGAAGGAUGCUAUGAAGAGAGCAUUAGAUAUAAAACAUCUCCCCUGUUAA
This is a messenger RNA of Orycteropus afer afer, 939 nucleotides long. RefSeq names its product olfactory receptor 1052-like. Gene Ontology annotation, cellular component: membrane. The transcript has a single exon. The coding region runs from base 1 to 939 and encodes 312 amino acids. Gene Ontology annotation, molecular function: G protein-coupled receptor activity; olfactory receptor activity; odorant binding. The record is from RefSeq and is a predicted model, not a curated record. Gene Ontology annotation, biological process: G protein-coupled receptor signaling pathway; sensory perception of smell. Lineage: Eukaryota; Metazoa; Chordata; Mammalia; Tubulidentata; Orycteropodidae.